Dictyostelium discoideum AX4 is the source of this 1398-nucleotide messenger RNA. It is a transcript of the gene helC, whose product is annotated as DEAD-box RNA helicase. The record is from RefSeq and is a predicted model, not a curated record. NCBI's taxonomy places the organism in Eukaryota, Evosea, Eumycetozoa, Dictyosteliales, Dictyosteliaceae. Gene Ontology annotation, molecular function: nucleic acid binding; RNA helicase activity; ATP hydrolysis activity. Bases 1 to 1398 code for a protein of 465 amino acids. The transcript has 2 exons.
AUGUCAGAAAAAGAAACAAAUACAACAUCAACAGAAAAUAAAGAAAAAGAAAAACAAGAACAAACUAAUACAAAUUCAACAACAGAAUCAACAAAUAAUCAAGUUGAUGAAGAAUAUGAAAGACCAGGAAGAUCAGAAGGUUUAGAUGAAUUUGGAAUUCAAUUAGAUAUUCAACAAUCUGAUCCAAAUUCACCAUUAUAUUCAGUGAAAACAUUUGAAGAAUUAGGAUUAAAACCAGAGUUAUUAAAGGGUGUUUAUGCAAUGGGUUAUAAUAAACCAUCUAAAAUUCAAGAAGCAGCAUUACCAAUUAUUAUUCAAUCACCAAAUAAUUUAAUUGCACAAUCACAAUCAGGUACUGGUAAAACUGCUGCAUUCACAUUGGGUAUGUUAAAUUGUGUUGAUCCAUCAAUCAAUGCACCACAAGCAAUUUGUAUUAGUCCAACCAAAGAAUUAGCAUUACAAACUUUUGAAGUUAUCUCAAAGAUUGGUCAAUUUUCAAAUAUUAAACCAUUAUUAUAUAUAUCAGAGAUUGAAGUACCAAAAAAUGUUACAAAUCAAGUUAUUAUUGGUACACCAGGUAAAAUUUUAGAAAAUGUAAUAAAAAAACAAUUAUCAGUUAAAUUUUUAAAGAUGGUAGUAUUGGACGAAGCAGAUUUUAUUGUAAAGAUGAAGAAUGUACCAAAUCAAAUUGCAAUGAUUAAUAGAUUAUUACCAAGCAAUGUAAAGGUUUGUUUAUUCUCUGCAACAUUUAGUAUGGGAGUUGAGGAAUUAAUUAAAAAGAUCGUUCAAGAUCCAUAUACAAGUAUAAGAUUAAAAAGACAAGAGUUAUCUGUUGAAAAGAUUCAUCAAUAUUUUAUAGAUUGUGGUAGUGAAGAUAAUAAAGCAUUGAUUCUAUCAGACAUCUAUGGUUUCAUAUCAGUUGGUCAGUCAAUUGUAUUCGUACAUACAAUUGCAACUGCAAAAUCGGUACACCAAAAAAUGGUUGAUGAAGGUCAUUCAGUUUCAUUACUCUAUGGUAAAGAUUUAACAACAGAGGAACGUUUUAAACAAAUUAAAGAUUUCAAAGAUGGUAAAUCAAAAGUAUUGAUAACAACAAAUGUUUUAGCUAGAGGUAUUGAUAUUCCACAAGUUUCAUUGGUGAUCAAUUAUGAUGUACCAUUGGAUGAAAUGGGUAAACCUGACCCAGUUCAUUAUCUUCAUCGUAUUGGUAGAGUUGGUAGAUUCGGUCGUUCUGGUGUUGCUCUUAGUUUUGUUUAUGAUCAACAAUCAACAAAUAAAUUAAUGAAUAUUUCAACCCAUCUUGGUGUACCUUUAAAAGAAUUAAAAUCUUCUGAAAUUGAAUCUUUAGAUGGUAUCUUAAAAGGUAUUAGAAAUCAAUUAACACCAUUAAAUAAUUAA